Molecule: messenger RNA, 534 nt
Organism: Pyrenophora tritici-repentis Pt-1C-BFP
Lineage: Eukaryota; Fungi; Ascomycota; Dothideomycetes; Pleosporales; Pleosporaceae
Source: RefSeq, a predicted model, not a curated record
AUGCUUAUCACAGAGACACACAAAGAUGUACCGACCAAGGCGGGUGGUGACAUGAGAAUCUUCAUCUUCCAUCCCACAGUUCCAAACUACCCGAAAGCAAAGUUUCCUGGAGUGGUCGUCUUCUCGGAGAUAUAUCAAGUCACGGGGCCUGUUGCUCGCUUCGCCCGACAGAUAGCCUCCCAAGGCUACAUUGUUGCAGCGCCCUCUUCGUAUCACGAAUUUACCGGCCCAGAAGCACUCGCUUAUGAUGGACCUGGUACUGACAAGGGGAACGAGUGGAAGAUUACCAAGACUGUAGAAGCUUAUGAUGAGGACGCCACACUGUCAGUUGAUACACUACUUGAUAUGCCGACCUGCAAUGGGCGUGUUGGUGCCACUGAUGCAUUCAUUCGCGACGAGCUCAGUAAGGGACGUUACGACGCUGCGCUAUCAGGCAUCUGUUUCGAGAUGCUCAAAGAGCUGUUCAAUCGCACCCUGCGAUCUGAUCUGGGUCCUCGCUCUGGUGGCGACGUGGAGAUUGAAGAUGUAUGCUAG